UCAGCUGUUAGUUCUUAUCGUUCGUUCGCGAUGGAAACAUCUCUUCCAAUCACCGUUUUCCUUCAUGUGCUGAUUACAGGAGCCCAAGCCAAACCCACUGGAGGUUCAUGUACUUUAACCGAUAAAGACAUUUCCGACAUCAAAAGUGCCGUCCAAAAGGCGUCCAAGGCAGCCGUAGACGAUAUCGAGCUAGAUCCAAACCUAAUCGACAAAUGUCCAAUGUUGGCAAAUCAGGUCGAUCAGCUGAAGCAGAACUUCGAGGAGCAGCUCAACCAAAUCGUGAAGAGUCGCGACAUCUUCGAGAAACAAUCCGGUACGGAGGCGACGAAGGAGCAUGGCGAGAUGCUGGAGCGGAUGACGGCGCUCCAGGUCAAGGUCACCGAGCUGGAACAGCAGAUCGCCAAACAGACGGCGAGCAUGUACGAGGACAUGGCCGAGCUGAUAUUCCAGCGGCUGCAGAUGAACAGUACCGAAAGCGUCCGAAGCUACACCAAGCACAUGAUGGAGGAGAAGUUGGAGGAGUUGAUGAACAAACUGGAGACGAACUACCGGAUCUACUUGGGGGCGUUGCGGUUCCUGAAUCACAUGAAUGAUCAGGAACUGAUCGGUAAGGUAUUCGCUGGGAUUCUGAAGCGGCUGGGAGAUAUGAAGGUGGACAGUGAUGACAUCAAGGAGAACGGCAGGAACCUGCUGGUGAAUCUUCUUUGCUGGACGGUGAACAACGAAUUUUUGAGAAAGAAAUAUAAGGAGAGACGAGUCGAUCUGUACAGGAUGGCGCUCAAAUUUUACCCAAAAACGUAUGAAAGGGCAGCGAAUGAGGCGGAUGUUCGCAGCCGGCAGUUUUGCGAGGAAAAUUUUCCGGCCGAUUUGAUAACGUGGUUUGCCGUGUCGUGGAAUGAUAGGGGUUGAAAUUUCUGACCCGAAUUUUAAAGAAGCAAUAAAAUCUAUGUUUCUUAUUUCUUGCAUAUUUUUAUGGAUGAUUAAAUGUCGAUAGAGUUAGACAAAUGCAGUCUACUAAUACUA
Molecule: messenger RNA, 1023 nt
Organism: Aedes aegypti (yellow fever mosquito)
Lineage: Eukaryota; Metazoa; Arthropoda; Insecta; Diptera; Culicidae
Source: RefSeq, a predicted model, not a curated record